Messenger RNA from Striga hermonthica, 1596 nucleotides. Lineage: Eukaryota; Viridiplantae; Streptophyta; Magnoliopsida; Lamiales; Orobanchaceae. The record is from the annotation of a GenBank genome assembly.
AUGGGGAAUUGCUGUACUUCACCCAAAACUUCUGAUGAGAAGAAGACAAAGGGAAAGCAUAAGCCAAAUCCAUUUGCUUCUGAUAGCAAUGGCCAUGUGCCAAACGAUGGGCACAAAUCUCACGUGUUGAACAAUCCAACCGGGCAUGACAUCGAUGAAUUUUACAAGCUCGGGCGUGAGCUCGGCCGAGGUGAGUUCGGGGUAACGUAUCUGUGUACGGAUAAAACCAGCGGCGAGUUAUUUGCGUGUAAGUCGAUAUCGAAAAAGAAGCUUAGGACUAGAGUUGAUAUUGAGGACGUUAGACGAGAGGUUGAGAUCAUGAAGCAUUUGCCUAAACACCCGAAUAUCGUGAGAUUGAAGGAUACUUACGAAGAUGAUCACGCUGUACAUUUGGUUAUGGAGUUGUGUGAGGGUGGUGAGUUGUUUGAUAGGAUUGUGGCAAGAGGGCAUUAUACCGAAAGGGCUGCUGCUGCUGUGACUCGAACAAUUGUUGAGGUUAUCGAGAAUUGCCAUAAGCAUGGUGUGAUGCAUCGUGAUCUCAAGCCUGAAAAUUUCUUAUUCGCAAACAAAAAGGAAACAUCACCACUUAAGGCCAUCGACUUUGGGUUAUCAGUUUUCUUCAAGCCAGGCGAGAAAUUCAACGAGAUUGUGGGGAGUCCUUAUUAUAUGGCUCCAGAGGUGCUGAAAAGAAAUUACGGACCUGAAGUCGAUGUUUGGAGUGCGGGUGUUAUUCUCUACAUCUUACUGUGUGGUUUUCCACCUUUUUGGGCUGAAACUGAACAAGGUGUUGCCCAAGCAAUCAUUCGUUCGGUGGUGGAUUUCAGAAGAGAUCCUUGGCCUAAAGUUUCUGACCGAGCAAAAGAUCUUGUGAAGAAGAUGCUCAACCCGGACCCCAAACAGCGGCUUACAGCUCAAGAAGUUCUAGAUCAUCCUUGGUUACAGAAUGCAAAGAGUGCUCCUAAUGUUUCUUUAGGCGAAACUGUGAGAGCUAGGCUCAAACAAUUCUCUAUGAUGAAUAAGCUAAAGAAAAGAGCUCUGAGGGUGAUUGCCGAGCAUUUGUCUGUGGAGGAAGUGGCUGGGAUCAAGGAGAAAUUUCAAUUGAUGGACACGAAUAACAAGGGUAAAAUCGGCAUUAAUGAGUUGAGAGCAGGGCUUCACAAGCUUGGGCAUCAAAUCCCUGAAGCCGAUCUUCAAGCCCUUAUGGAAGCUGGUGAUGUGGAUAAAGAUGGAUAUCUCGAUUGUGGAGAGUUUGUUGCGAUCUCUGUACACUUGAAGAAAAUGGGUAAUGACGAUCAUCUCAAGAAAGCCUUCGAUUUCUUUGAUAAAAACAAGAGUGGAUACAUAGAAAUCGAAGAGCUGAGGAAUGCCUUUGCUGACGAGGCAGAGGCAACGAGCGAGGAGGUCAUUAACGCCAUUAUUCAAGAUGUCGACACAGACAAGGACGGGCGAAUAAGUUACGAUGAAUUUGCAGCUAUGAUGAAAGCUGGCACUGAUUGGAGAAAGGCUUCGAGACAAUAUUCGCGCGAACGCUAUAACAGUCUAAGCUUGAAACUGAUGAAAGAUGGGUCUUUGGAUAUGAGCAGUGAAGUUAGAUAA